CAGCCGCGGCGCGGGGUUCGGGGCUCGGGGCGCGCAGGCGCCGCGGGCGUGGGGCCGCGCAGGCGCGGACGGCGUUGGUCCGAAGAAGACCUUCAGCGGUGCCCUGGCGGAGCGGACAGGCCCCUCCUAGCGGAGCGGACGGGCCCUCCGGUCGGAGAUAUGUGUAACACACCGACUUACUGUGACCUAGGAAAGGCUGCCAAAGAUGUCUUCAACAAAGGAUAUGGAUUUGGCAUGGUCAAAAUAGAUCUGAGAACCAAGUCAUGUAGUGGAGUGGAAUUUUCUACUUCUGGUCAUGCUUACACUGAUACAGGGAAAGCAUCAGGCAACCUAGAGACCAAAUACAAGAUCUGUAACUAUGGGCUGACCUUCACCCAGAAGUGGAACACAGACAAUACUCUUGGGACAGAAAUCUCUUGGGAGAAUAAGUUGGCUGAAGGGUUGAAACUGACUCUUGAUACCAUAUUUGUACCGAACACAGGAAAGAAGAGUGGGAAAUUGAAGGCCUCAUAUAAACGGGAUUGUUUCAGUCUUGGCAGUAAUGUUGAUAUAGAUUUUUCAGGACCAACCAUCUAUGGCUGGGCUGUGUUGGCCUUUGAAGGUUGGCUUGCUGGCUAUCAGAUGAGUUUUGACACAGCCAAAUCCAAACUGUCACAGAAUAAUUUCGCCCUGGGUUACAAGGCCGCAGACUUCCAGCUGCACACUCAUGUGAAUGAUGGCACUGAAUUUGGAGGGUCAAUCUACCAGAAGGUGAAUGAGAAGAUUGAAACGUCGAUAAACCUCGCGUGGACAGCCGGCAGUAACAACACCCGCUUCGGCAUCGCUGCUAAGUACAAGCUGGACUGUAGAACUUCUCUCUCUGCUAAAGUAAACAAUGCCAGCCUGAUUGGACUGGGUUACACUCAGACCCUUCGACCAGGAGUGAAGCUGACGCUGUCGGCUCUGAUCGAUGGGAAGAACUUCAAUGCAGGAGGGCACAAGGUCGGUCUGGGAUUUGAACUAGAAGCUUAAUGUGGUUUUGAAUAAAGCAUCAGCUUUGUCCCUGGAGGUGAAGAGAAAUGAACCCACUAUGUUUUGGCCUUAAAAUUCUUCUGUGAAAUUUCAAAAGUGUGAACUUUUUAUUCUUCCAAAGAAUUGUACUCCUCCCCACACUGAAGCUUAGGUACCGAGUCCAUCCUAAGGGAGGUGCUUGAAGGCAUGCCCGGAAGUUGUCACGUUUGUGCCACAUUUCAGUUCAGUUCCGCAGUGUUUUUUUCAAUGUGUUCCUCAGCGACGGUGUAGUGUCAUGUUCAAAGGAGACGACCCGACCCUCCAGUUGUCCAUCACGUCCUGCAUGUCCCACACCACUUUUUCAUGACCUUGUAAUAUAUUGGUCUCUGUACGGUAGUAGCAUCUUUGGUUUUGCAUCAGAGUAAAAUAAAAUAAACCCAUCACAUUUGGAACAUAAA
Dama dama (fallow deer) is the source of this 1448-nucleotide messenger RNA. It is a transcript of the gene VDAC3, whose product is annotated as voltage dependent anion channel 3. Gene Ontology annotation, molecular function: voltage-gated monoatomic anion channel activity. Gene Ontology annotation, biological process: monoatomic anion transmembrane transport. Bases 160 to 1011 code for a protein of 283 amino acids. Gene Ontology annotation, cellular component: mitochondrial outer membrane. Lineage: Eukaryota; Metazoa; Chordata; Mammalia; Artiodactyla; Cervidae. The record is from RefSeq and is a predicted model, not a curated record. The transcript is spliced from 9 exons.